AUGAGCGAUAUAAAAGAUAAUAAAAUUAAUAGUGAGGAAAAUGAAAGACGAAUAAUAAAACUUUGCAAAGAAGAUAUUAAUAGGAUAGCAGCAGGAGAAGUUAUAAUUAGACCAUGUAAUGCAUUAAAAGAAUUAGUUGAAAAUAGUUUAGAUGCAAAUUCAACAAAUAUAAGUGUGCAAUUAAAUAAAGGUGGGCUAAAAUCUGUUCAAAUUAUAGAUGAUGGAGAUGGUAUACAUAAAGAUGAUUUAUAUAUAGUAUGUGAAAGAUUUACAACAAGUAAAAUUAGUAGUCAUAAAGAUAUAAGAAGUAUCAAAACUUUUGGAUUUAGAGGUGAAGCAUUAGCUUCAAUUUCGCAUGUUUCUUAUUUAACAAUUACUACAAAAAAAAGAAAAUCUUCAUCUUGUUAUACAUGUUCAUAUAAAGAUGGUAAACCCACACAAAAGGAACCAACUGCUUGUUCAGGAAAAGAUGGAACAAUAAUUCGAUUUGAUGAUUUAUUUUAUAACAUGAAAACAAGAUUAAAAACUUUAAAUCACAAUGAUGAAUAUAAUAAAUGUUUAGAUGUUUUACAAAAAUAUUCAAUUCAUUAUCCCCAUGUUACAUUUACAUGUAAAAAAUGGCUUAGCAAUGUGGUUGAUCUGAGCACGUAUAAUGCUGGUAAAGGAAUUGGGGGGAUAGGAGGAAUUUAUCUGAUCAAAAAUAAAAGAAAAGAAAAUUUUAAUGAUGUUAUUUCUGGGUUGCAGACUGGAGAAACUGGCCAAGAAAAUGAACAAAAUUGCCAAGAAAAUGACCAAAAUGACCAAAAUAAUUUAAUAAAAACGAAUGAAAAAGGAUAUUGCGAAUUUGAACGAAAAAUAUUAGAGGAAGAAAAAGAGUUAGAUAAAAAUUAUGAAAAAUAUCUUAAUAAUACAAAAACAAUUAUACAAAAAAUAUAUGGUAGAAGUGUUUCAAAAGAACUGAUUCCAAUUUUUGUAAAUGAAAAGAUUCCAACUUUUUUUAAAUGUUAUGGAUUAAUAAGUGGACCAUCUUAUAAUUCUAAAAAAAGUUCAUAUAUAUUUUUUAUUAAUGAUCGAUUAGUAGAAUCAAAUAUAUUAAAAAGAGCUUGUGAAAAUCAAUAUAACAAUUUUUUGGGAAAAGGAAAUUAUCCAUGGGUAUAUUUAGCUCUUCGACUAAAAUAUGAUAUUGUUGAUAUUAAUGUGCAUCCAACUAAAAAAGAAGUUCAUUUUUUAUAUCAAGAUGAAAUUGCUACAUUGAUAUCUAAAAAAAUUGAACAAGUUUUAAAAAACAUAAAUAAUAUGAGAAGUUAUAAUGCCCCGACAGUUAAUUUGUUGCAAACCAAAUUCGAUUUAAAUACUGGAAAGAUAGACAUAAAAAAGGAGAAGCAAACUGGUAGCAACGGUUAUAGCACCGGUUAUAGCAACGGUUAUAGCAACAGUCAUAGCAACAGUCAUAUAGAUGGACAAAGAGGAAGCGAUAAUAAAAGUGGAGUAAAAAAAGCAAUAGACACAAAAAGAGUAAGAACAGAUUAUAAACAAAUAACAUUAACAAAUUAUUUUGUUAAAAAAAGUGAUGAUAAUAAAAAAGAGAUAACUUUAUUUGAGGAUAAUGAAUAUGAAACGUUUCAAUUAGAAGCACCUAAACCUGCUUUAUAUAAUGUUAGUCAGGAUAAACACAUUAGUAACAUAUGCUAUGAUAGAAAGCUUCCAUCUGAGUGUGAUGAAAUUACUAGUAUUAAAAAAUUAAGAAAAAUAUGUGAAGAAAAAGAAAAAAAAGAAUUAACAGAGUGUUUAAAAAAUUCUAUAUAUGUUGGUCCUGUUGAUAAUAUGCAUAGUUUGAUACAAUAUAAAGAAAAAUUAUUAAUGAUAAAAAUGCCAUUAAUUAUAAAAGAAAUUAUAUAUCAAUCGAUACUUAAUAGAAUAGGAAAAAUUCCACCAUUUAAAUUUGAUCCGCCUAUUCCUUUAUAUGAUCUUUUAUUAGUUGGUUUAAAUAAUUCUUAUUCUGGUUUUUUUGAGAAUCCUAAUUAUGCAAAUAAAAAUAUAGAAAUAGUAUGUAACGAAUUAGAACAAGUAUUUUAUUCUUAUGAAGAAAUGUAUGCUGAUUAUUUUUCUAUUGUAAUCGAAGAUGGGCAUAUUGUUACUUUUCCAGCAUGUUGUGGUGAAUAUUUUCCAGGGCAAGAAUUUUUACCAUUAUUAUUUUUACGAUUAGCUAUUCAAAUAGAUUAUGAAAAUGAAAUUAAUUGUAUAAAUGGAAUAUGUUAUUUGUUAGCUAACUUUUAUUCAAAAAUCACAUUAACAUCUGAUACUGAAUGGACAUAUCAUGAUGAAUUAAAAAUGAUAAAAGAGCGUCAAGUUGAGAUGCUACUUAAUCAAAAAAAAGAAAAAAACUCGAAAAAUAAUAAAAAUGACAAUGAAAAUGACAAUGAAAAUGAACAAAAUUAUGAUAUCAAUUUUGAUAGUAUACUUGGAGACGAAACAGUUAUAGAUGUUAAUAAGCAUUUACCAGUUUCGAAAAAUAUUAACUUGGUUUUUGAACAAUAUUUUUUUCCUAUGAUUCAAUUAAAUAACUCUAUGAAAAUACCGAACAUAUUUUCAACCAACGGAUAUAUAAUCGAAUUAACUUCCCUCAACCAGUUGUACAAAAUUUUUGAAAGAUGCUAG
Plasmodium yoelii is the source of this 2658-nucleotide messenger RNA. RefSeq lists its product as uncharacterized. The coding region runs from base 1 to 2658 and encodes 885 amino acids. The record is from RefSeq and is a predicted model, not a curated record. The transcript has a single exon. Gene Ontology annotation, molecular function: ATP-dependent DNA damage sensor activity; ATP hydrolysis activity; ATP binding. Gene Ontology annotation, cellular component: MutLalpha complex. Gene Ontology annotation, biological process: mismatch repair. NCBI's taxonomy places the organism in Eukaryota, Apicomplexa, Aconoidasida, Haemosporida, Plasmodiidae.